Etheostoma spectabile (orangethroat darter) is the source of this 2555-nucleotide messenger RNA. RefSeq lists its product as uncharacterized. The transcript is spliced from 34 exons. NCBI's taxonomy places the organism in Eukaryota, Metazoa, Chordata, Actinopteri, Perciformes, Percidae. The annotation marks the transcript as partial. The record is from RefSeq and is a predicted model, not a curated record.
AAACCUGUUGGGCCAAUACCAGCAACAAGUGUCCCUUCUUAUGUUUCAGGAAGUGAUCCACGCAGCAUGUUUCCCAUAGUUCCAUUUGCAGGUUGACAGUCCAUACACACAGGCUUCUUGUAAUGAAGUGUCUUUUUCCUACACACAGAGUGGACAUACAGCGGGAGAGAGAGGACAGUAGGAGGCUAUGCAACAUUGGAUCUCGUUGACUCAGCCAAGACAAUGUGGAAGCUUCCCUGUCCAAUGCAGAUAAAGUUAACUUGAAGAGGACAAGCCAUUAGAGGAAUGGCAAUAUCUAAGAAUGGCUUGACCAUAUUUUCCCUUCUAUUGACACUUACUAUUUUGGAAACAGGGAACUUCAUUGAAUGUUCAAGUCUGGUAUUACCGGUACAAAAUGGAGAAGAAGACUUUCUACCUCACACCAGGGAGAAAAGGAGUGCGCUGUUGGCUCCGGUUGAGUACACAGUGGAUGUGGAGCUGAAUGUUACCACUAUCGAGACGUUGGACUACCUUAGGAGCCUCCUGCACAAUGGCAGCUUUACCCUGGCCUUGGGUCCCACUGUGAAUGUCACAGACGUUGACAUCACCACAGUGUGUUAUCCUAAUGGUACCAGCUUCCAGUGCAUAUGUGAAGACCAGUAUGCUUGGUCAUAUAAUAACUGUCUUACAUACGGGGCAUGUGAUGAGAUCACUGACCAAACAUGUGGGUGUAUCAACAGUCUCCCUACCAAUGGGCAAUCCUGCCAGCCAAAGAAAGACUUUUCAGUGUAUCCUCGAACAACACUUUCACCAUCAACAGCUCCUCCAGUUCUUUAUGAAUACAUCAUUUCUGUUGAGUUAAACACCACUGAUACGCUAAUAAAUCAACUGAGGACCACUCUGAGAAGCCUCAGUUACCCCUUCAGCAUCAACAACCACAUACAAAUCUCUGAGGCCAACAUUACUACAGUUUGCUCUCCGAGCAGUGGUGGUUACCGGUGUUUAUGUGAGGAUCAGUAUCGUUGGUCAUGUGACCAGUGUUUCCUGUAUGGAUCCUGUGACAACAUCACUGAUGACACAUGUGGAUGUAUCAAUGCCCUUCCUCCUGAUGGACGGCACUGCCAGCCUGCUGAUCAAUACAACUUCACAGCUUGUCCUAGAACAACAACCUCUCCACCACCUACAAAUUCAACAACUGUCACUACAACUGAUUUAAACACCACAGCUGCUACAUCAAUUGUAACGAAUUCAACACUUGACACUACUACACCCACAGCUCCACCUACAACUGCAGUUACCAAUUCAACCCAAAAUGGAACAACAGAUUUACACACUACGACUUUUGAACCACCAACAACAUUUGUGACAAAUUCAACACCUAUUGCUACACACAUCCAACACCACCACAGCCACAUCGGCACCACAUCUGAAGUCACCAACUCUACAACAGUUAAUACAACACCAACAACUGGAACAAAUUCAACACUUGACACUACUACACCCACAGCUCCACCAACAACUGCAGUUACCAAUUCAACCCAAAAUGGAACAACAGAUUUACACACCACAACUUUUGUACCACCAACAACAUUUGUGACAAAUUCAACACCUAUUGCUACAACACAUCCAAACACCACCACAGCCACAUCGGCACCAUCAUCUGGAGUCACCAACUCUACAACAGUUAAUACAACACCAACAACUGGAACAAAUUCAACACUUGACACUACUACACCCACAGCUCCACCAACAACUGCAGUUACCAAUUCAACCCAAAAUGGAACAACAGGUUUACACACUACGACUUUUGAACCACCAACAACAUUUGUGACAAAUUCAACACCUAUUGCUACAACACAUCCAAACACCACCACAGCCACAUCGGCACCAUCAUCUGGAGUCACCAACUCUACAACAGUUAAUACAACACCAACAACUGGAACAAAUUCAACACUUGACACUACUACACCCACAGCUCCACCAACAACUGCAGUUACCAAUUCAACCCAAAAUAUAACAACAGAUUUACACACUACAACUUUUGUACCACCAACAACAUUAGUGACAAAUUCAACACCUAUUGCUACAACACAUCCAAACACCACCACAGCCACAUUGGCACCAUCAUCUGGAGUCACCAACUCUACAACAGUUAAUACAACACCAACAACUGGAAUAAAUUCAACACUUGACACUACUACACCCACAGCUCCACCAACAACUGCAGUUACCAAUUCAACCCAAAAUGGAACAACAGGUUUACACACUACGACUUUUGAACCACCAACAACAUUUGUGACAAAUUCAACACCUAUUGCUACAACACAUCCAAACACCACCACAGCCACAUCGGCACCAUCAUCUGGAGUCACCAACUCUACAACAGUUAAUACAACACCAACACUGGAACAAAUUCAACACUUGACACUACUACACCCACAGCUCCACCAACAACUGCAGUUACCAAUUCAACACCUAUUGCUACAACACAUCCAAACACCACCACAGCCACAUUGGCACCAUCAUCUGGAGUCACCAACUCUACAACAGUUAAUACAACACCAACAACUGGAAUA